Olea europaea var. sylvestris is the source of this 613-nucleotide messenger RNA. Its product is annotated as autophagy-related protein 8C-like. The transcript is spliced from 5 exons. The record is from RefSeq and is a predicted model, not a curated record. NCBI's taxonomy places the organism in Eukaryota, Viridiplantae, Streptophyta, Magnoliopsida, Lamiales, Oleaceae. The coding region runs from base 90 to 449 and encodes 119 amino acids. Gene Ontology annotation, biological process: cellular response to nitrogen starvation.
CACGCCGUCAAAAUAAUUCUUGUAUAAUAUAAAAGCCCUAAAAAAAUUCUUUUCUGUUUCUUCUUCAACUAUAGAUUUCAUCGGACGACAUGGCCAAAAGAUCCUUUAAGUUUGAACACCCUCUUGAGAGGCGACAGGCAGAAGCUGCCCGUAUCAAAGAGAAGUACCCCGAUCGAAUCCCAGUUAUUGUGGAAAAGGCUGAAAGAAGUGACAUACCUGAUAUUGACAAGAAGAAAUAUCUGGUACCUUCUGAUCUAACCGUUGGGCAGUUUGUGUAUGUUGUCCGAAAGAGGAUUAAGCUUGGUGCCGAGAAGGCCAUAUUCAUCUUUGUCAAUAACAUUCUCCCUUCUACUGCUCUCAUGAUGUCCACGAUUUAUGAGGACAACAAAGAUGAGGACGGUUUCCUAUACAUGACUUACAGUGGUGAAAACACAUUCGGGUCAUUCUGAACUGGAAGUCAAGCUUAAGUGCUGAACUAUGUAUAUAGUCAAAGAAAUCAUGUAAAUUCUCCUUAAUUAUCUAUCCUGAUGUUAUCUUUAAUCCAAAGAUUGCUUUGUUCUGAAUGAUGCCUACUUUUUAAAUUUGAAUGCCUUGAUUUGAUCUUAUACCAUUA